CGCGAGUCGAUCGUCGACGGUGGGCAGAGAGCGUCGGCUGCGUCGGAUAAUACUCUCCGUGCGUCUGACCACGGUCGUCGGGUUUGCUGAUUCCUGAUCGUUGAUUGCCGUUCGAACCAACCGUUUUUCCGAGAACGGUUGAGGAAUAGGAAUAUCGCGGACGUAGUACUUUCGUAAUGCUAACGGUGAGAACGUUAAAAACGGUGCCGACAUUGACGACGAGAACGGAGGAGACAGGCGAGGACUGCGAAAAACAACGGCGUGCGCAAAACGAGGGCUACGCAUCGGUCGCGCGACCAGAGCCACGGUGGUGAUGGAACGUAGACGGGAAGAAGCGUAGCGCAACCGAGGAGGAGUUUGAGUGGAAGGGAGAGGGGAGGAGAACGAGGGAGAGAGAGAGAGAGAGAGAGAGUUGAAGGAAGAUAGCGCGAUAGCGACGACGGAACUGGCCGACGCACGCGAGAGAGAGAAAGAGAUAGAACGAAAUCGACGGGGGGGCGUCGGUGGCCGAGGAGCAGAGGAGACAAAGAGGGUGGUGGUGGGAGCGAUAGGAGGAGAGACAGACGGACGACCAGACGGAAGACAGACGGAGGAGGAGGACGGACGGACGGACGGACGGACGGACGAACGAGAACGGGUGGGCAGGCCAGGCAAACAGGCAAACAGGCAGGCAGGCGGGCAGGCAGGCGGACGGACAGACAUGUGUCAUUUCUUCGUUGCCGACUUCUCGUAUUCGAUAAGACCGGAGUGGCUCACCGACGCACGAUCCAACGGCCGACGACGUUCGUGAUCGCGGUGUGCGUGCGUGCGUGCGUGCGUGUGUGCUGUGCUCGCGAAAAACUCGCGAAACCGUACGAGGGCGUUUAUUCCCCGUCAUCGCGUUCCGCUAGUGUGCCAUCGAUAAAGUCGUACCGUGCGUUUCGCGUUAUUCGGAGAAAGAAGAAAGACAACGGUUAGCGGCGAGCUUCGAACGGUGCAUUUCCAUUCGUCAAUGCCACUGCCAUCGUCGUCCUCGUCGUUGUCGUCGUCGUCGUUGUCGUCGUCGUUGUCGUCGUCGUCGUCGUCGUUGUCGUCGUCGUCGUCGUUUUGGUCACCGUCGUUUUGUUAUCGUCAUCGUCAUCGUCAUCGUAGCAGUGUCGGCCGUACGCGUCUCACGCCUCGGUAGUGCGUGCGCGAAUAUUAUCAUGUUUAUGAACACCGCGACGUUAAGGUGGAUUGCCACGGUCGCCACCGUUGUCGUCGUCGUCGUCGUUGUCGUCGUCGUCGUCGUCGCAAACCCUUCGUCGAACGUAAUAAUGCCGAUCGAGAAGGACGGACAGACUUGAGGAAGAGAGGCACGUAGUGGCGCGCGCGCGCGCUAGCCAGGUGGACGAGAGAGAGACAGAGGAAGAGGGGAAGAAAGGAGGAGAGAGAGAGAGAGAGAGAGAGAGAGAGAGAGAGAGAGAAGGAUAGCAAAGCAGCAGGCCACGCACACGCAGAGCAGAGGCACGAUUCGCGUGCAAAGGCAGCAGGAGGGCUCGUCGUCGUCGUCCGUCCACAAGAGAUGGACGACGCACCAGCAGCAACGUACUACAUCGGCAUCGUUGCUCACGUUGAUCGCGAACGCGGUCCCGUACGCGAUUACGCUGCCACGAGUGCCGUCGAGUGAACUCGAAGAAUAAGAAGAGAGAAGUAGUGGUAGUAAUAGUGGUGGUGGUGGCGGCGGUGGCGGCGGCGGUGGCAGCGGCAGCGGUGGAGUCUGCGGUAGUGUUGGAGGGCGAGGAGGUGGCGGUAAGCAACGAGGGGAAGGAGAAAGAGAAGUGCCGAGAGGAGGCAUUUCGCGCGUCGCAGAUUUCGCGUGUCCGAAGGCGCGAUCGUGAGACGCGAUCGCGAGGCCGUGCGAGGUCUGUCUUACUUGCCCGUCGCGACAAGACACGACGACGGCGACAACAACGACGACGAGGACGACGACGAAGAAAACAAUAACAACUCGACGACGACAACAACAACAACAACAAUAACAACAACAACAACAACAACAACAACAACAACACGACGACAACGACGACGAGCGGAAUUGAUUCUCGAAUAAUGGAGACAUUAUUACCCGGCAAUACGAACGGUCAAUCUUACAGUCCACAAUUGAAGACCGUCUUAAAGACAUAUCAGCUAUCGGCUGUGAAGAGCUUACAAGGUCCGAGCUCGGCCCUUUUGGGCAUGGACUGUAAGGGUCUCUUGCAAGAACAGGCGCCCUUUCAUUUCUCUGCACCGAGUCGUUCCGGCAACUGCAUCGACGCCGACCGAAUUGCCGAGCGAAUAGCCGAGCGAACCUCUCCGAAAGACCUCGAUAAAGGCAAUGACCAAGCACCGGUGCCAUCGAUCCUUCCUUCCAGACUUCGCCGAACGAAUUUCGAUCGGCCGUUGGACGACUCCGACGAGGAUCCACCGCCCGAUCGCGCCAAAAUCUCUUGCGAGAAGAGAGACCUCGAGUUUCAGAUACCCAUCCUCACUGCUCCCGAUCAAAGUUGUUCCGAAAGAUGCGAGACGGUACUCGAGGGCGAGAGCAUAUCCUGCUUCGUUGUCGGCGGCGAAAGGAGGUUAUGUUUACCACAGAUACUGAACACCGUACUCCAAGAUUUUUCCCUUCAGCAGAUCAAUCAGGUCUGCGACGAGCUACAGAUUUACUGCUCGCGAUGUACUCGCGACCAGCUCGAGGAACUCAAACUUUCCGGGAUUUUACCGCGUAACGCGCCUUCCUGCGGUCUGAUCACUCAAACCGACGCCGAGAGGCUCGUCAGUGCUCUCCUAUCGAGGACAGAACCAUGCGAGCCUCCUCAUCUAUUGCAAAAUCAAGAUAGUAUCGAUAAGAAAGCAUGUGGUAAAACCGAUCGCGAGGAGGACUCUAUCGUCAGGUUCAAAGUGUAUCACGAGUGUUUUGGCAAGUGUAAGGGUAUCUUCGACGCGGACCUCUUCGAGUCCGAGGAUUCUGUGUGCAUAGAGUGUCUCGAAUGUGGUUGUCAAUUUUCUCCCCAACGUUUCGUUAGACACGCUCAUAGGUCUCUGGAAAAUCGUACGUGUCACUGGGGCUUUGACUCUGCCAACUGGCGUUCUUAUCUCCUACUUUCUAGAGAUCAGCAAAACUACAACAAGUUGCUAGCUGUCUUUCGAGAGUUGAAGGAGAAACACCUAGUACUCAACUCGAAGCGGAAACUAGAGUUGAGACACGAACCAGAAAAAUUAAUUAAAAGAGCGAAGAAAGAAAUGGGGAAGGAUGAGUGCGCGACGAUCUACAACGGAAAUGGAUUAGGCAUAUAUCAUCCUGUAUCUCCUGUGGCUAGUGCGACGGAUCCAUAUUUACAGAUGCAAUGGGCCGUGUUUGAAUUAGCUACCAGAGGAGCAUCCGCGUUUAGGCCUUGGAGCGCUACUGCUUCUCGCAAGCAUAGAGACAGCUCUCCCAUGGUACCCUCGUACCUCAGUCGUGGUCCACCUGUACUGCAACAUCCGGAACGCGUUGUGCCUCUAUCCGAGUGCGAACGAUUCGAGCCACAUUUUCAACCGAACGUUGCUUUGGCACCGAUACCGGCUCCUGCCAUACCAUCUAUAGCUCCUCCUGUUCAUCAUCAACGGCAUCACCAAGAGCAUCGUCAUCACAGUCAACGUCCGCAAAGUCCGCAAAAUGAAAAGCAACAGGAGCUCGUACCGAAACAGGAGUUUGCCGUGAAACUCGAAAAAUCGUCUCCUGGGCCGGCUUCCUCUGGCGGCCCGGCCUCCUAUCCUCUCUUCCCUACGUGCGCAACGGAGAACGAUCGAAAAGAGACGCAAGAGAAAAGAACAACCGUCGAAAAAGUUGGCGAGGAGGAGGAGAGUGCCGCUGUAACUUCUUCGACUGUGAGCGUUGAUCCACCAGCGGCAGAAGUGGGCACGUCCUCCCCUGAAAGUGAUUCGGAUUCUGAGGGAACCGCGGCCAUGGAUUUGGAGGAACGACUGAUAGCACUGGACGUUCCGCAGGAUGUUUUGGAGUUAGUUCGUCGUCUUGCUUCCGAAAACGCACAGUUGAGACGACAUCGGCGCUCGGAUGCUCGAAAAAUCUCGAGGCUACGCAGUCAACUGCAAAUGCAACAUUUACAAUCUACCAAUGAGAGUGUCAAAAAGGAAGAAGUAGGAAACGCGAGUGUAGCGGAUAGUACCGAAGGCACCGAGGAAACCGAAGUCUCUUUACGUUCGAGUGACAAUGAGCCCGAAUCGGCAGUCCAACCGGUUAGUAAUAAUUAGAAUCGAUCCUUAGAAAUUUUUCGAUUGUUUAAUAAUGACCGUUCUACGAUUAUUGCGACGUUUAUCAUUCGGCCAGAUAAGCGUUCUCAUUCAAUUUAAUAUUAAAUACACUAACAAUAAUAUGAUUCUAAAAACGAUUCGAAAUUGUCUAGUUUAUGUGAUAUGCGAGGAGCCUUUAAUGUUAUUACGGUUAAUUUGAAAUUUUUAAUGUAAGUAUACUUCAUUGUCGAUUUUAAUUAUAAUUCAAUGUAGAUACUGUAUUAUAUGAAAAAAGAAGAAAGAAAGAAAAUAUUAAAUAGAUUGGAAAAAUUUACCACGCCCGCGUAACGAUAACGUUUAAUGAUUAUUAAGUAAACAUUUUGUGCAUAUUAAAUAUGCAUGAGAUGGUUUUAAAAAAAAAAAAAAAAAAAGAAAAGAAAAUUUUUAUGAUCGUACGUUUGGUCGAACGAACAGGAAAGAGAUUAAAACUAAUUUCCAUUAACUUCUUGUAGUCAUGAUUGCAUAAUGUAAAUAUAUAUUGUCUCAUUAUAAGUAUAUGUUAGUAUAAAAUAUAACUCUAUUAUGCGAAAUAUUACAAAGUACAAAAAACCUAGGUGCUGUAUUGUUACGCUAGGAAUGCUCUAAGCAUGGACCUAGGUGUGUUCCAGCAGCUCGUGAUAUGUCAUAAUAAUAACGUCAUUGGGUAUGUUUUAGUCUAAAUCUUGAGCGCGAUCGCAAUAUCUUUUUCUUUAGUAUGGAAAGGCUGAAUUAUCUACAUUUCUACAAAGGCAAUGAUUUCGCUAGUAGGGAUCAUUGAUAUUUUUCAAUACCAGAACACUUAAGCUACAAAUAAAAGGAGUACAUCACAGUCUCAUUUCUCGAUUAAUUAUUCAAGAUCGCUAUCCCUCUCCAAAUCGCGAACAUAUUGCUUUCUGGAUUUUCUCUUUUCAAUGAAAUUAGAUAAAAUCUAUUUUAUGCCAAAAUAUUUAUAUGUGAUGUAGAUUUGUUACCCUUUCUACUUCUAUAUCUCAUAUGAUAUUCGUUUAAUAAUACAUACAUAGAGGAGGAGUAUAUAGAAGAACGAUCGAUUAAUUUUAUGUGCAAUCCAAAAUUGCUAAAAUCUAUUGCCUAAGCUUUUGAUACAUAUUGGUAUUUAUUUGGAGUAUUGUAUAUACAUAUCAUUUUACUUUAUAUUCGAUGCAUAAAACGAUAAAGAAAUCUGUUUAACAGACUUUUUACUACGAGUACUCCGACUCGCGAGACUCAACACGAGUAGUUUGCUGACACAAUACGAUCGAUAUUGGCAAAUCAUUAAAAGAAAAAGAAAAAAAAAUGAAAGAAAGAAAAAACCAUCUUUAUGAAAGGUAUGUCCCAUUCAUUGAGCCAAACUGUAUUAUAUAAUAUAAAUUCUAUACAGUGAUGGGAGGGAUGCUUUUUUUAAAGUUCGUAGGUAGAAGUAUACGGUACUAGAUUAAAAACGUACCUAGGUGAUAUUAGACAUACGAAUAGGAAAUUAUAUAGAUAUGCAUGUACAUACAUUGUAUGUAGGAGACUUUUACAUGAUUCACACCUUCACGUUCACGCAUAUAACAUUAUCUAGUUUAUUCUACGUUACGCGCCAUAUAUUAUAGAUCUUAUCUGUUUGUUAAAUGCAUAAAAAAGAUUUGUAGUAAUAUACAAAGCUACAUUAACGAUGUAAACAUCGUCGUGUCGAUGCAUAUGUAUCAAAACGUAUGCGAACAACAACUUGAUUCAUUUUAUAUCGCGAUUUACCAAAUGUAUACUUAUACACAAGUACAAACGAAGGAAUAUACCUUGGUAUAAUAUAUCUUUUAUGUACUUGUGUUCAUAUACUUCCCAUCACUGGAUAUACAUUAUAUAAUCUAUCGAUUAUCAUUAGGCUUGACAAAUCUUACAUAUUUAAAUUUAUGUAAUAUAGCAGAAAACAGUUUCCAAUAUUCAUAUGCGAUCUAUGCAUAUACAAUCCUGUGGAGACUGCUUCGAAGAUCUCUCAUAAAAAUGCUAUACUCUAAUAUAUUAAGCAUUAAUUACAUCGACAUAUUCACAAUACAAGAAUCUUUUUUGUAUAUCUCCAUAACUGUUAUCAUAUUUGUAAUUACAUACAUAAUAAUUGUCAACGCGCUGCAUCAAGGUCACGAAGCAUUAGACAUUUACUUUUUCCAAAUCAUGUAACUCGGACAGAUCUCACUUAUUUUCGGUGUAGUGGAAGAGGAAUGAUAGAUUUUCAAAGCACUCUGAUGUGACAUUAUACAUAACAAUCGAUGAUAUAGAAUAGGUAUAUUCAUUACUGCAUCUUAUGUAACAUUUGGUCAAUAUACAUAUAUUAUACAUAAGCCACAUUAUAUUAUUACAAUAUUAUAAGAAUCCCAUUUAUGAUAAAGAACAUAAUAGUCUACGUUUUUCAUACACGCUCAGUUUAUCAUAGUUACCUAGAGUAUGACAUGAAUAAUACAUAAUACAAAUCAUAUAUACAACUCGGUUUUGAGUACAUUUGAGAACUAUGUAUAUGAACAGUUUCAUUAAAUCAUGUAACUGCCAUGACAUGAAGUGUAUUUUAAUUUCAAAUGGAAAUAUAUUAUAAAUAAACGCAAUAUCUAUAAUGCUUGCUUUUAUUAAAAUUUGUGCAUUGUAUUAAAUGAAACGCGUAUAAGUGAGAGUACUAUGUAUUUCGUUUAUUGAAUUAAUAUUCCAUUCUUCUUAUUCAGGAUCAUUGAACUCUAAGUCUGUGGAAAAAAUUGUUUAUGAUAAUAGUUGCGUGAAAAUUAUUAUCUUUGUUGUUGUUAUAUGUUUAAUAUAGUAUUCAAAACAUAAAGUAUAAGCUAUUUGUUGCGAUCUAUAUUAUAGGUAUAUAAUAUUAAAGAAGAUAAACUAUUGAAUAGAGAAAUUAAGGUAUUUGCAAUGUGAACUUUCUAUGCAAUAAUUAGUAGCCAAAUUACGCACUGUAGUAUGUAUUACAGUACAGAAACUGCGAUACUGUAAACAGUUUAGAUUUUUCACAUUUAUCACAGCGAUGUGAUGUAGCAUAAUUGUGAAAUGUUAUCUGUUUUAUGCGAUAUAUAAGCAAUUGUUAUUACUUAAUGUGCAUACAUAUUAUUGGCAGCAGUCUGUGACUACACGAUAAGUUUUUUACUACAUACUUUAACUGAUCGUGACCCCAUAUAAAUCUCUGGGUGUGAUUAACGCAUCAUAUAAAUGUAUUACCAGUGAUUUAAUUUACUAAACAUUUAAGUUAUGUAUUUUACUAAUUUAUAAAUCAACAUGUACAUUCUCUUUCUUACAUGCAAUCAAGUAAAGACAAGGUAAAUGCAAGUAGGAAAUUGUCAAUAGUUUAUUUUCUUCGGUUAUAACUUAUUUAUUUUUCUCAAUAAAGAGUGAAUCAGAUUUAUAAUAUAAGCAUUACAUUUCUUUUCAAACUAUAAGGGUAACUAAAUAGAUUAGAGAUUGAUAGCACUUCACGACACAUUAAAUAUAAUAAUAUUCUUAAGAAACAAAGAAUGUCAUUAUACACGACAAAGUGCAAAGUAAAAGUACAAAAUUUUACUUCUCAUUCGAACUUUGUAUACCUCAAAAAUGAAAGAUCACUUUUGAGUAGUUUAUAUCCUUAUAGCCAUAAGAAUUUUGAUAACACUUUAAUGCGGGGGAAGAGUUAUUAUAGUGGUGUAGGAAUCAGCCCCUCUUAUCACAUUUGUACUCCGAUAAAGUUAUCAACAAUAUUACAAGGUGACGCAAAUCGAACGAUUUUAUAUAGACUUAUCGAAUUCUUUACUCACAUGUGUUGCGCGUUUCACGCAUUUCCGUCGAGCGCAUCGAACGAGAAAAUCAGUUUGCAGUAUAUAUAUAUGGAUAUGCAACAUAGAUAUAUGUAUAUAUACAUACACACACAACUGAUCUAUCGAUCGACAAGAUCACGACAUAUGUGACACAAAUACACCACACACACACACGUACAAUAGAUUUAAACACGGAACAAUUACACAAGACACACACACGCGCGAACAUACGAUUGCGAACCUUUAAAUGUAAAACGUAAAGAACUGUUAUAGGAAAAAAAUCUUCUUAUCUUCGCCAACUUUGUGUUACUUGAGAAAAUAAAAUACAAUUUCGAUAAUAUGAAA
This is a messenger RNA of Vespula pensylvanica (western yellowjacket), 8366 nucleotides long. RefSeq names its product ski oncogene. Gene Ontology annotation, biological process: negative regulation of BMP signaling pathway. The record is from RefSeq and is a predicted model, not a curated record. Lineage: Eukaryota; Metazoa; Arthropoda; Insecta; Hymenoptera; Vespidae. Gene Ontology annotation, molecular function: SMAD binding; DNA-binding transcription factor activity, RNA polymerase II-specific; RNA polymerase II cis-regulatory region sequence-specific DNA binding. Gene Ontology annotation, cellular component: nucleus. The transcript has 3 exons. The coding region runs from base 2071 to 4251 and encodes 726 amino acids.